Molecule: messenger RNA, 769 nt
Organism: Neltuma alba
Lineage: Eukaryota; Viridiplantae; Streptophyta; Magnoliopsida; Fabales; Fabaceae
Product: probable WRKY transcription factor 20
Exons: 3
Coding region: 191-769 (192 amino acids)
Biological process (GO): regulation of DNA-templated transcription
Molecular function (GO): DNA-binding transcription factor activity; sequence-specific DNA binding
Source: RefSeq, a predicted model, not a curated record
CUCCCCCGUGCUUCUCUCCAACGUCAAGGUGGAGCCUUCACCAACUACUGGGUCUCUUACUAAACCUCUGUCUGUUCAAGAAUCUGUUUGUCCUGCCACAUAUCCUGUAACCACUGUACGCUUCAAAACCAAUACUGUUGAUGACAAAAUAUCUAGCUUCUUUGAGUUUAACUCAAACAAUAGAUCGAAUAUGGCUCCCACAGAUUUCAACAGCCAUGUAAACGGACCAUCUAUGCAAACACAAGGUUCAAGCCAAGCUCAAUCUUCUGCUUCAUCACCAUUAGUGAAAAGUGAGAUGGCAAUGCCGUCAAAUGAAUUAAGUUUAUCAUCACCUGUCCAAAUGGUUUGUUCUGAUGUUACUGCUCUUGUUCAAGCCGAUAUGGAUGGCUCUAACCCCCGAGGCAAUGUAGCUAAUGGGCUUCAAGCUUCACAAGUCGAAGUGAAAGACAGUGCUAUCUCAGUUGCUGAGAGAACAUCUGAUGAUGGGUAUAAUUGGCGAAAAUAUGGGCAGAAGCAUGUUAAAGGGAGUGAAUUUCCACGCUGCUAUUACAAAUGUACACAUCCUAACUGUGAGGUCAAAAAGCUGUUCGAACGUUCUCAUGAUGGGCAGAUCACUGAGAUAAUUUACAAGGGAUCCCAUGAUCAUCCUAAACCUCAACCAAGUCGCCGAUACUCUUCUGGCACUAUUAUGUCUAUGCAUGAGGAGAGAUUUGAGAAGCCUUCAUCUUUGUCUGGCCAAGAUGGUAACCAAUCAAAUGCGUUGCAUUAG